Molecule: messenger RNA, 1578 nt
Organism: Trichoderma citrinoviride
Lineage: Eukaryota; Fungi; Ascomycota; Sordariomycetes; Hypocreales; Hypocreaceae
Product: DNase I-like protein
Exons: 1
Coding region: 1-1578 (525 amino acids)
Molecular function (GO): catalytic activity
Source: RefSeq, a predicted model, not a curated record
AUGAGGCUCCCCUCACUAUUUCCCGCAGCGGCCGCUGCCGUCGCCGCCCUCUCGCUCUUUUUCGCCACUCCGUCAUCAGCCGCCGCCAUUGGCGUCGCCAGUCCAAAGGCUCCUCGCGAUGCGCUGCCCGGGACGAUUUCCCUCGCAGACGGACAGUCGCUCCUCACGUUCAAGUACUCGACGCCGAACCCGGACCCGACAAACUGGAUUGGCGUCUAUGAGACAUACUAUGGCGGGCCCGACAACGAGGAAUUUGUCGCAGGUUCCUUGACCUGGGCGUAUGCGCCUGACGGCAACGGCGAGGUGCACGUCGAUGUCUCAAGUCUGUCUGCUGGCUAUUACAGGGCCUAUUUCCUGGCCAAGGGUGGCUACCAGUGGCUUGCGAAUCCCAUCGACGUCAUCGUGCCUGGCUCGGGGCCUAUCGAGUUCAUCAACGACCGCAUCAUCACCCAGAAUGCCCACCAGGGGAGCCCUUUCAAGGCCAGGCUGGGCCGUCUGAUUGCCAAUCCCAAGGACAAUCAGACCAAGUUCACCAAGGUCACCACUUACGGCACCGACUGGGUCAAGGUGGCCAAGGAUGGAACCAUCUCUGGGACGCCCGGCCCCAAGGACAAGGACACCAGCUUCGUGGUCAAGGCGACGGCCAGCGAUGGCUCCUCCGCCACGAUCCAGGUCCAGAUUCCCGUCAGGGCCAAGAGCGAGCCGCUGGUGCGGGAACUCAAGGUCAUGUCCUUCAACAUGUGGUUUGGCGGCACCAACGUCAACGACUACCACAACAAGCAGGUCCGCUUCCUCAUCAACACAAACGUCGACAUUGUCGGUCUGCAGGAGAGCUGGAACGGCCAGGCAACUCGUCUCGCCCAGGCGCUGGGUUGGUACUACUGGCAGAGCCCCAACGAGGUCGGCAUCAUCAGUCGCUAUCCCAUCGUCGAGGUCUUCCCGGAGCAGGCCGCCGGCGGGUCGAUCCGCAUCGAGCUGGACGGUCGCAAGAGUCAGCUCAUCAUGUGGAACGUGCACUUGGGAUACAAUCCGUAUGGACCAUACGACUUCUGCUUCGACAACCUGCCUCUGGCCGAGGUUCUCAACCGGGAGUACCAGUCCGGCCGCACGCCGCAAAUCAUGGAGAUCGUCAGCGCCAUGCAAGAUGCCCUUGCCGAGGCCGACGACAUCCCCGUCCUCUUGACCGGCGACUUCAACGCGCCGUCGCACCUCGACUGGACAGAGGCAACCAAAAAGGCCCAUUGCGGUACUGGUUUCGUCCCCUGGCCGAGCUCCGAGUUCCCCAUACAGUCAGGCCUAAUUGACUCUUUCCGUGAGGCGCAUCCCGACCCAAACGCCGAGCCCGGCAUCACUUGGUCGCCCAUCUAUCUCAACAACAGCGGUCGCCCCGAGCCAUUGGAUCGAAUCGAUUUUGUCUACCACAAGGGUCAGAGUCUCAAGGUUCUUUCGUCAGAAACCGUCGUUGCCGGCGAGCCCACCCCGGAGCCGAAUCAGCAGAACAACGAAUGGACGUCGGAUCAUGCCGCCGUCUUGACGACGUUUAGGCUGGGGCAUUCCGACGAGGAUGGAGAGCUGUGA